CAGACUUGAACAGGGUGUUGUUUUUGGGUUAAACUUGUCUUCUGUACCCCAUUCCAGCUUUCUGAGAAUUUCACAUCAAACGAGAUCGGUGCAUGGUCGGCCGCAACCAGAUCGCCAGCAGGGUCCCUGCCCGGAUCUUGUAUUCCCGGGAGGAGCUCCUGAAGCUCCAAUGUCUGGUCACUACACCACCAGAUGUCCCGGAUGAAAUUCGUAGGAGGAGAGAGCAAGGCAGGAGAACGGAAACACGGAGAAUCAUCAGCUGUGUUUCCUUCAGUGAAGAUGUCAACCUUCACAAGGCGGAGACUGCAUGGAAGCCAUCGGUUAAGAAGAACUGGGGGGAGCAGGACCCCGAGAUGGCCGUGACCCAGGAGAUGUUCGGCAGAAUGCGCGGCAUCCUGAACAAACUGACACUUGAGAAGUUUGAGCAGUUGAUGAAGCAAGUCGCUGAGCUCUCCUUGAACACCGAGGAUCGUCUUGAGGGCAUUGGCAACAUCAUCUUUGAGAAGGCAAUUUCUGAACCCAAAUUUGCCGGCACAUAUGCCAAGAUGUGCCACUGCCUUAAGGAGAUCACUGUGCCCUGCCGUGACGAUCCAUCAAAGAACCUAAAAUUCCAUCUGCUGAUGCUUCAUCUUUGCCGCAAGGAGUUUAUCAAGUUCCAUGACAAUGCAACAACAUCUGCAGAGAACCAACAGGAUCCCAGCACGGCUGCUACGGACAACAAGAGGCAGCAUCUGAAGAAGUCAUCUGAAGAUGUCGCCCAACGCUGGCGGGCAGUGGGCAACAUGAAGUUCCUUGGGGAACUAUUCAAGCUCGACAUGGUGAAGGAUGUCAUCAUUCAUGGUUGCAUUGCCGUGUUUCUCGACACCAAGAGCCAGGAGACAUUGGAGUGCCUCUGCUGCCUGAUUACCACCACUGGCCCAGUCCUGGACUGCGAGAACAUCAAGCCCCGAAUGGAUGGGUACUUCAUUCAAAUGGAGAGUAUCCUGAAGGAGGGGAAGACCACGUCCAGAAUCCGUUUUAUGUUGCAAGAUGUGAUGGACCUGAGACAAAACAACUGGGUCUCCCGGAGGGGUGAACGGGGCCCAAAAACCAUCAGUCAGGUCCAUGAAGAAACCAACCUGGAGAACCAGCUGGAGGUUAUCACGGUCCAGAGCAAUGAAACACAGAAAAUCAUCAGCGGUGUUUCAUUCAGCAUGGACGUGAAGCUCCACAAGGUGGACAAUGCCUGGAGGCCCUCUAUUAAGAACAUCAAGGUGGAGCAGGACGCAGAGACCGCAGAGACCCAUGAGCUGUUUGGCCGAAUGCGCAGCAUCCUCAACAAGCUGACGCCAGAUAAGUUUGAGCAGCUCAUGAAGCAAGUCACUGAGCUCUCCAUGACCACCGAGGAUCGCCUUGAGGGCAUUGGUAGCAUGAUAUUUGAGAAAGCCAUUUGCGAGCUGAAAUUCACCAGCACCUAUGCAAAGAUGUGCCAGUGCCUUAAGGAGCUCACUGUCCCCUGCAAUGAUGAUCCGGCAGUCAACCUGAAUUUCCGGUUGCUGAUGCUCCAUCUCUGUCGGAAGGAGUUUUUUAAGGUUAAUGGAGACGGCAAGAUGCUGGAGAAGGAAUGGCAGAACCUGAAUGCUACUGACAUGGAGGAAGGGAGGCAGCAUUUGAAGGAGGAGCUUGGCACCAAAGUCAUCGCCCACCGCCAGCGGGCAGUGGGCAGCAUGAGGCUCCUUGGGGAACUGUUCAAGCUCGACAUGGUGAGGGACGUUGUCAUCCUUGGGUGCAUCGUCACCUUUCUGGACACCCAGAGCGAGGUGGCAUUGGAGUGCACUUGCUGCCUGAUCACCACCACUGGCUUGAUCCUGGACUGUGAGAACGUCAAGCCUCAAUUGGACGGGUGUUUCAGCAAGCUGAAGCAGAUCUUAAAUGAGGGGAAGACCACCUCCCGAAUCCGCUUCAUGCUAGAAGAUGUGAUGGAUCUGAGACAGAAUAACUGGGUCCCCAGGAGGGAUGAACAGGUGCCUAAAACCAUCAACCAGGUCCACCUAGAGGCCGAGCUUGAGAACCAGUUGGAAAUAAGGAAGGUUGAGGAGAGCAGGAACACCGCCCCUGUGACAACCGAUUAUGCCCCCACCAACAUCCACAAUGAAUCAGAGCCAGCUGUGCAGGAAAUUGACACCAAGCCAGCUGUGCAGGAAAUGGAGGCCGAGCCAGCUGUGGAGAUUGACACUGAGCCAGCUGUGCAGGAAAUUAACACUGAGCCAGCUGUGCAGGAGAUUGACACUGAGCCAGCUGUGCAGGAAAUUGACGUCAAGCCAGCUGUGCAGGAAAUUGACGUCGAGCCAGCUGUGCAGGAAACUGUCAUCGAGCCAGCUGUGCAGGAGAUUGACAUCGAGCCAGCUGUGCAGGAAAUUGACGUCAAGCCAGCUGUGCAGGAAACUGUCAUCGAGCCAGCUGUGCAGGAAACUGUCAUCGAGCCAGCUGUGCAGGACACCGAGCCAGCUGUGCAGGAGAUUGACAUCGAGCCAACUGUGCAGGAGAUUGACAUCGAGCCAACUGUGCAGGAAAUUAACACUGAGCCAGCUGUGCAGGAGAUUGACACUGAGCCAGCUGUGCAGGAAAUUGACGUCGAGCCAGCUGUGCAGGAAACUGUCAUCGAGCCAACUGUGCAGGAGAUUGACAUCGAGCCAACUGUGCAGGAAAUUAACACUGAGCCAGCUGUGCAGGAGAUUGACACUGAGCCAGCUGUGCAGGAAAUUGACGUCGAACCAGCUGUGCAGGAAACUGUCAUCGAGCCAGCUGUGCAGGAGAUUGACAUCGAGACAGCUGUGCAGGAAAUUGACGUCAAGCCAGCUGUGCAGGAAACUGUCAUCGAGCCAGCUGUGCAGGAGAUUGACACCGAGCCAGCUGUGCAGGAGAAUGACACCGAGCCAGCUGUGCAGGAGAUUGACAUCGAACCAGCUGUGCAGGAAACUGUCAUCGAGCCAGCUGUGCAGGAGAUUGACAUCGAGCCAGCUGUGCAGGAAACUGUCAUUGAGCCAGAUGUGCAGGACACCGAGCCAGCUGUGCAGGAGAUUGACAUCGAGCCAGCUGUGCAGGAGAAUGACACCGAGCCAGCUGUGCAGGAAACUGUCAUCGAGCCAGCUGUGCAGGACACCGAGCCAGCUGUGCAGGAAAUUGACACUGAGCCAGCUGUGCAGGAGAAUGACACCAAGCCAGCUGUGCAGGAAAUUGACACUGAGCCAGCUGUGCAGGAGAAUGACACCGAGCCAGCUGUGCAGGAGAAUGUCAUCAAGCCAGCUGUUGAGAAUGACACCAAGCCAGCUGUGGAGAAUGACACCAAGCCAGCUGUGGAGGGGAAUGACACCGAGCUAGCUGUGGAAAUUGACAUCGAGCCAGCUGUGCAGGAGAUUGUCAUCAAGCCAGCUGUGGCAAUUGACACCGAGCCAGCUGUGGAGAAUGACACCGAGCCAGCUGUGGAGAAUGACACCGAGCCAGCUGUGGAGGGGAAUGACACCGAGCCAGCUGUGGCAAUUGACACCGAGCCAGCUGUGAAAGAGGACACGGUGUCCGCUAACUUCACCACCGUGGACACCAGUCAGUCCUGUGAGAUCCCCAAGGUCCAGAACAGUGGAACACACAAAAUCAUCAGCGGUGUUUCAUUUAGCAAGGAUGUGAAGCUCCACAAGGUGGAAAACGCCUGGAGGCCUUCAAUUAAAAAAGACAAGGUUGAGCAGGACCCUGAGAAGACCGUGACUCAGGAGCUGUUUCGUCGAAUGCGCAGCAUCCUCAACAAGCUGACGCCGGAGAAGUUUGAGCAGCUGGUCAAUCAGGUGGCCGAGCUCAACAUUGACACCACGGAACGCCUCCAGGGCGUUGUCGACAUCGUUUUCGAGAAGGCCAUCUUCGAGCCCAAGUUUGCCAGCACUUAUGCCAAGAUGUGCCACCGCCUUAAGGAGCUCAAUGCCCCCCUCAACGACUGCCUGGAAGCCACUCUUAAUUUCCAUCUGGCGAUUCUGAAUCGCUGCUGGGUGGAGUUUGAUCUGGUCAAUGAGCGCGCUCUGCGACCGAAAGAGGAGCUUGAGGCUAACGUCGCCGCCAGCCACCGGCGCUCGCUCGGGAACGUGAAGUUCCUGGGCGAGCUGUUCAACCUGGAGAUGGCAGAGGAGUUCCUAAUGCACAGGUGCAUUACCACUCUGCUGGACAACCAGGGUGAGAAGGCACUUGAGUGCCUGUGCUGUCUGCUGUCCACCAUCGGCAGGAACCUGGAUUGGGAUAAAAACAAGUGCCAUAUCGAUAAGUACUUGCGUAAAAUGGAGCAGAUCCUGAAGGAGGGAAAGACCUCAUCCAGAAUCCGUUUCAUGCUGCAAGAUUUAAUGGACCUGCGACAGAAUAAAUGGGCCCCUAAGAACAGUAACCAGGGGCCCAAAACCAUCAGCCAGGUCCACAGUGAUGCCCAGCUGGAGACCCAGCAGGAGAGGUCCAAGGUGGAGCAGCAGCUCCGAGCCAAGGCGAACAACUGGGACCCCAGGUGCCGUGCUGGAGAACAGCAAUGGAGCCAUGGGGAACGCCAGGACCGCGGUAGAGGGGAACGCUGGAACCGUGGGGAACACCAAGGCCACGGUAGAGAACAGCAAUGGAACCGCGGAGAACGCCGGGACUGUGGAGGAGAGGAACGCUGGGGUCGUGUGGAACGGCAGGACCGUAGAGGCGAGGAACGCUGGAACCGUGGACAACACCAGUUCUACGGUAGAGAGCAUCAGUGGAACCGCGAAGAACGUCUGGACCGUGGAGGAGAGGGACACUGCAACCGUGGGCAACAGCAAUACUACGGUAGAGAACAGCAGUGGAACUGCGGAGAACGUCUGGACCGUGGAGGAGAGGGACACUGCAACCGUGGGCAACAGCAAUACUACGGUAGAGAACAGCAGUGGAGCCGCGGAGAACAUCUGGACCGUGGAGGAGAGGGACACUGCAACCGUGGGCAACAGCAAUACUACGGUAGAGAACAGCAGUGGAACCGUGGAGAACGCCGGGAUCGUGGAGGAGAGGAACGCUGGGGUCGUGUGGAACGACAGGACCGUAGAGGAGAGGAACGCUGGGGUCGUGUGGAACGACAGGACUGUAGAGGAGAGGAACGCUGGGGUCGUGUGGAACGACAGGACUGUGGUGGAGAGGAACGCUGGGGUCAUGUGGAACGUCAGGACCGUAGAAGAGAGGAACGCUGGGGUCAUGGGGAACGUCAGGAGCAUAGAGGAGAGGAACGCUGGGGUCGUGUGGAACGACAGGACCGUAGAGGAGAGGAACGCUGGGGUCAUGUCGAACGUCAGGACCGUAGAGGAGAGGAACGCUGGGGUCGUGGGGUGCCACACCCUGCUUGGAGCCGCGAUAGCCAACAGCUUGAGACCAAGGCAGUUCAUAGCUCCAGGUUUAGCUAUAGAGGCUGA
Anguilla anguilla (European eel) is the source of this 5432-nucleotide messenger RNA. RefSeq lists its product as uncharacterized. Gene Ontology annotation, cellular component: eukaryotic translation initiation factor 4F complex. Gene Ontology annotation, molecular function: mRNA binding; protein binding; translation initiation factor activity. The transcript has 15 exons. Bases 93 to 5432 code for a protein of 1779 amino acids. Lineage: Eukaryota; Metazoa; Chordata; Actinopteri; Anguilliformes; Anguillidae. The record is from RefSeq and is a predicted model, not a curated record.